This is a messenger RNA of Naegleria fowleri, 468 nucleotides long. RefSeq lists its product as uncharacterized. The transcript has a single exon. The record is from RefSeq and is a predicted model, not a curated record. Lineage: Eukaryota; Heterolobosea; Eutetramitea; Acrasida; Naegleriidae. Bases 1 to 468 code for a protein of 155 amino acids.
AUGAAAGAACGACUAUUGGAACAAGUGAAUGAAGUCAAUGGUCAUGUUUUUGAGAAUAUUGAGAUUGUGAAUUUAAAAUUAGAAUCCAUUUCUGUUGCUCAACAGAUAGAAUUUUUCACAACGUUAAAUGUUUAUGUGACCACACAAGGAUCAGCAUCGUUCAUGUCACUCUUCAUGAUCAAUCCAAAUGCACUCAUGAUUUAUGUGCCAUCUUGUUUGAAAGAAACAUUCAUGUGUUCGGAUAUUCAUUUACAAGUUCAUGAAACCUUUUCGAAUAUUCGAAUUAUUUCUCUCAUGGAUCAUCUCCAUUUGAUUCAAUGUGUCACUGAAAAUUCACACCAAGCGCAAGGAUUUCCUGUUAAACCUAUCGAUGUCAUCUCUCCUGAAUUCAAAGGAGAUUGUCAUGAAAGAGUUAAUCCUGAAGGUUUGAAGGACCUUAUUGUAAAGUCUCUUCGAAGAGAAUUAUAG